AUGUUGUGGUGGUUUCAUGUUACCGAAGUAUCCUGCAUGUCCCUGGGAUCCGAUCCCGUGGCCUUUCUGCGCCAGGACACAGACAGUCUAGAGCAAUUCCAGGAACCAGUCUCUACCGCUUUUAUCCUCUCUAACGACUCCAAAUGCUUGCACGCCUCUCUCAUGCAGGUCGCUUCCCAUGACGGUGCCCGGCCCGCGCACGACAAGGCAGAAGAACGGCCAGAAGGGGCCGAUGCAGAUGCAGGUGAGCCACCUUGUCGGCCCACACGAUCGUACGAUCUACUUGGGUCGCGCGUUGUUCUUUCAGAGGGCGACGCUGCGCUCACAAACACAGGUUGGCGCACCUGGGCAGGCGGAUGGCUCCUCGCCAAGCAUCUCGAGGACACGCACUUGGAGCAGCCCAGACGUGUUCUGGACCUUUCUUGCGGCACAGGCCUUGCAGGCAUAGCGCUGGCCAAAGCUGGACAUGAGGUCGUCCUUUGCGACUUGCCCAUGAACGUUCAGACAGUCAAGGACAACUUGGCCAGAAACCGUUGUGCUCAAUGUCCUUUUGUUGAACGAGCCUGUGCCGUCGGCUACACCUGGGGCAGACCGCUGCCAAAGGAGCUGCAGCAGCCCUUCGAUGUGGUACUGUGCGGUGAUCUCUUAUAUCACGUGUGGAGUGGCAAGCUGCAGCAGGAGUUCCUGCAAACCCUGCAGGAAGUUUGCUGUCGCAAGCGACCAGGCCCUGCUAUUGUCUUUGCGGGCCAAGUGCGUAGCGGCCGGCAAGAGAAUCAGGUGACUGGGUACAUUGCCGACCAUCUUGGAUACAACGAGGUGCCAGUCUGCUUGGAUCCAACAUGGUUCCGCCAAACUGGAUCUCCGUUGGUCGCAGAUGCAAAAUACAGGCUGUUGCGGUUGGAGCCGCAGCCGUAG
Molecule: messenger RNA, 915 nt
Organism: Symbiodinium natans
Lineage: Eukaryota; Dinophyceae; Suessiales; Symbiodiniaceae
Source: the annotation of a GenBank genome assembly